AUGCCUAUCCCCGUCCCCUCCGCCAACUCCCUGACCGACCUCCUCAGCCUCAAGGGCAAGGUCGUCGUCGUAACGGGCGCCUCCGGCCCCCGCGGCAUGGGAAUCGAAGCCGCCCGCGGCUGCGCCGAAAUGGGCGCCAACAUCGCCCUCACCUAUGCCUCGCGUCCUCAAGGCGGCGAAAAGAACGCAGAAGAACUCAAGAAAACCUACGGCGUCGAAGCCAAGGCCUACAAAUGCGACAUCGGCAACAUGGAGAGCGUCCAGAAGCUCGUUGACGACGUGAUCAAGGACUUUGGACAGAUUGACGCCUUCAUCGCCAACGCUGGUCGUACCGCUGACGGCGGCGUCUUGGAGUCCACUGUCGAGGCGUGGAUGGAGGUCGUGCAGACGGAUCUCAACGGAACCUACCACUGCGCUAAGGCCGUGGGGCCACACUUUAAGAAGCGGGGCAAGGGCAGUCUGGUCAUCACGGCCAGUAUGUCCGGUCACAUUGCCAACUUCCCGCAGGAGCAGACCUCCUACAAUGUGGCUAAGGCUGGGUGUAUCCACAUGGCACGUUCGCUGGCGAAUGAGUGGAGAGACUUUGCUCGUGUGAACAGUAUCUCGCCUGGUUAUAUCGAUACGGGAUUGUCGGAUUUCGUGGACCAGAAGAUUCAGGAUCUCUGGUUGAGUAUGAUUCCCAUGGGUCGGAAUGGUGAUGCAAAGGAGUUGAAGGGUGCUUAUGUGUACCUGUGCAGUGAUGCCAGUUCGUACAUGACUGGUAGUGAUCUCCGUAUUGAUGGUGGUUACUGUGUGCGGUAA
Molecule: messenger RNA, 801 nt
Organism: Aspergillus oryzae RIB40
Lineage: Eukaryota; Fungi; Ascomycota; Eurotiomycetes; Eurotiales; Aspergillaceae
Product: SDR family oxidoreductase
Exons: 1
Coding region: 1-801 (266 amino acids)
Cellular component (GO): intracellular anatomical structure
Molecular function (GO): oxidoreductase activity, acting on NAD(P)H, oxygen as acceptor
Source: RefSeq, a predicted model, not a curated record